AUAAAAUUAAUAUUAAUUAGCUGUAGCGAUCUGGUACCGUACUCGUAUUAAAUCUGAAUAUCACUGUAUUAGACCGUGCUUUCCCUUCCGUACUAUCAAGGAAAGAAUCAUCUGCUUUCAAGAAAAGAACCGCCACGCUGAAAAACUUCCGUUAUUGGGUGCACGACUUCAAUUUGCGGUAUUUUUCUAGGUAUUCAACUGUUAGUUUGGUCCCAUAAUCUAAAAUUAUGUUUUCAGUUAAGGAUAUGUUUUUAAUGAUUUUACAGAAAUUUAAAUUUCUUACUGCUGUGCUCUGCUGUGCUAGCACGGCAAAGGCUUUUUUGAAAUAUGCAGAAUGAGAAAUCAUUUUUACCACGGACAUCAAAUGUUAUAUCAUCGUCAUCGUAUAUCUCGUGCAUGUAUUCCAUACACAAAUAAAUCUCCAGUCAAUUUUGAGGAAACAGUAUAUGGAAAAAAUUGCUGUGCAGUUGACACACGAGAUGAGAAAAACAAACCCCUUUUGCUUUCGAAGUCCGACUGAACAACUGGCUUUUUUAUCUUUUGUUAGCCAGGAAUAUGACAAAUGAACAGGAAAUUGAAGUGAUUACGGUCAUUGUGAAUAUCUCAUGGUUUAUUUGGAUCUACAGCGUCAAAAGGAUUUUCUGAGUGCUCUUAUUGAAUUUCAUUCCCUGUUUCAUAGGAAGAUGUCGUUAUUCUAUACAGCGGCCAAUGCAACAGCGGUAGAUAGAUAUAUCGACCUUAUCAAACCGAAGUGAAAUCAAAUCGUUCCGCUAAAAAAUUGCAUAGCAAAAUGGAUUUCACUUGCGUGAUUGUUGCCGCAAUAUCCAGGUUUUGACAGCUGUUGCGCCGUCGAUCGGCAAGCUGAUGCUUGCUGCAUCCUCAAUACGGGACUGAGAGUGCACGCUUUGCAUUUCGAACAUAACAACCAGAGAAUACUACUUACUACUAAGCAAUACGCACUACAUGCAGCAGGAUCGAUAAAGCUCCGCCUGUUUCGAAACGGGAUUGCGCCUGUUGGUGCGGGCGUGUAUAGCCGUGCAUAGCAUAUACGCGGAUUGUCAUUUACAGCGCACAAUGAAUGAUACAAUCUCCAUGCAGCAGGCAGCACACUCCGCUUUCCCCCACAACGCAACAACACUCUUCCCCAUUUCGGCACACUAGGAAACGGGGAAGAUUGUGGUGUGAUCGUCUGGACUGAAUAUAUAUCAACAUUCAUCAGAUGAAUGCUUCGGCAUCAGCGCCGAUCGUCGCCGCGCUGAGUUCAAUCUCGAAACUGCAGCUUGUGUGUUACUGUGCGCAUGUGUAUGUGUGUUCGAAAAGUGCAUCCUAAAUAUCAUUCUGCGGCAAAGGAGAAACAUACCCACAUUACAUGGCGCUGCCGUUCGAUAUGGAAAACAGGAUUAAAUCAAUUCGGAUGCUGGUAGUGUUUGGCGGAUUUACUACGACUUAUCGUCAGUUGUUCGAUUAAGAAUCUCUUUUCUGUGCCGCAAUACCAAAAUGUGCAACACGUUACUGGUGUGACAAUAUAUAUACCCGGUUUCUUCUUUCCGUGACCUUCGCACUGUUAAAGUAUUUUUACCAUGCCUAAAGCGUUCCUGGUGAAAAAAAGCUACUGGAUCGUCAGGCGAGCCGCCGAGAAGGCGAGAAGCCAGACAAAUUGUGGAUCAGCAUUGUCUUCUGGGUGCGAUAGUGUUGAGAAAUCAACAGAUGGCUGUUCUACAUCGCAGCUAUUACCGCUGCAAUCCGCAGCAGCUCUCCAGCAGCACGCCUCAUCGUCAGCAUUUGAAUUAUUUGUCAAUUCCACAAAAUCGCUUUCAUCAACCAGCCCAUCUAGUCGGCAAAAUCAAUGUGUUCCUCCUGUAACCCGAAAUCAUCCGGAUGGUGCAGCCGCGGCGGCAUCAACCAGCAGCAGCAUCGUCAGUCCCGAUACGAUAGUUAGCAAUGCGGCUAGGUCAACACUGAUCCAUGACAAUAAGUGCCUUCCACAUGCCGUAGCCUCCACGGGCAGCAAUCGGCAUAAUUCCGCUGAUAAUACUACGCUCAGAACUAUCAUUAGCACGGCAACAGCAUUGCCGAGUCCACCAUACUCACCUGACGAAAAUCUGAAAAGCACUUCGAAGUCUAAAAAGCGCGAUCAAUCACGUUCGUCUCACGGUGCGGCCAAGAGCGGAAAUGCCGAAGCGAAAUCUAUCAAACGCAUCCGCGAAAGCAAGCACAACGGAGAGCCAGCGGUGGCCCGUGGCAAGCACUCUGAUUUUGACGUUGAUUCCCUGAAGAUUGUGGAUGGACGGUCACGGAAGAAACGACGCAGCGCUGAUCAUGAAGAUAGAUCACCGGCCCUGCACAGCGACAACACAGGGGCCAGGUACACCUGCACGGAAUGCGGUAAAAGCUAUGCAACAAGUAGCAAUCUAUCGCGGCAUAAGCAGACGCACCGGAGUCUGGAUAGUGGUGGGGCGAAAAAAUGCCAGACAUGUGGAAAGGUCUAUGUCAGCAUGCCCGCUCUUUCAAUGCACCUUCUGACGCAUAAACUCAAUUACAAAUGCCAGUUCUGCAACAAGCAGUUCAGUCGCCCAUGGUUAUUGCAGGGUCAUCUGCGCAGCCAUACUGGCGAAAAACCUUUCCGUUGCGGGUGUGGAAAAUCUUUUGCUGAUCGGAGCAACUUGCGGGCGCACAUGCAAACGCACUCAUCAUCCAGGCAGCAUAUCUGCAAAUACUGCUCGAAAUCCUUUUCGCUGAAAUCGUACCUGAACAAGCACUACGAAUCCAGCUGUGUGCAUCGUGACCGUACUGGGAGUCCCAUGUCUUCCUCGAAUUCUGAAGAAAGCAGUUCGAGCUCAGUGGAUGCGUCGUAUUCAUCAUGACCGCCAGAGCACGAUCACCACUAAAUCCUCUUUACCGGAAUAAAGGUCACGCCGAUUUAAUUGUGUAUAGAUGUGUGGCUCUACCUGAAAUAUUAUUCCUACGUUUCCCAAGGUAUACCCGGAUAAUGGCGCGUAAUUAUCCGUGAAAAGCCAGUCACCGACAAUGUAUUUAUACGCUUCCAGCAGUGCAUUCCCCGUGAUGGUUGACGAAUGCGUACUUGUUAGUGCUUGUUUGUUCCCAUCGACCGGUAUCAAGUACUCUAGUCUGCGAUGGACAAUUUCCAAGUCCUGAACUGUGUUUAGAUGAAAUUUUCUGUCUCAUUUGUUUCUGGCAGUUAACGUUGCAUCGCUGAUGAGCUGAUUUAGAGUCGACAGGGCAGCUCAAUCCUUCGAUUCACAUUGCUCUCCCUUUUCAACGGAUCUCCGCUGCCGACAUGCAUGUAAGCAUCUCUCAGGAUGCGUACGUGUGUGCGGUCUCUUUCAAAAAACAGUUCCUGCUAUCCCCGAUAAACGCUGACGUGACACGACGGAUAACUCUAAUCGCUGUGACCCGAGUGUUUCCUUGCGUGCUGUAUCCUACGGUUUUGAAAUUGUAUAACAAAAGCAUGGUAUGCAUGUAUGGAUUUUUUAUCAGCAAUAAUGACUUUGCCUGUAUUCGAAUAGCAAUAAUCAUAAGUGGGUAAAUUUCUCCUUACCGAUCACUUUUGCGCGAGAUGAAAUGUAACGGGCUUUAAUACUCUGUAUAUAUACAUUCAAUAAAACUGAUCA
Paramacrobiotus metropolitanus is the source of this 3632-nucleotide messenger RNA. RefSeq names its product transcriptional repressor scratch 1-like. The transcript has 5 exons. Gene Ontology annotation, biological process: regulation of DNA-templated transcription. Bases 1581 to 2864 code for a protein of 427 amino acids. The record is from RefSeq and is a predicted model, not a curated record. Gene Ontology annotation, molecular function: DNA-binding transcription factor activity, RNA polymerase II-specific; RNA polymerase II cis-regulatory region sequence-specific DNA binding. NCBI's taxonomy places the organism in Eukaryota, Metazoa, Tardigrada, Eutardigrada, Parachela, Macrobiotidae.